AUGUCUGAAAGAUCAGUCUUACCCUCUGAUUAUUAUGAAUUAAAGCAUGUCAAAGCCAUAGCUUAUACACAAACUUCAAAUAUCAAGAAAGGAAGAACCAUCCUAUUUCAUAAUAGGGAUGAAGCAGAGAAUGAUUUAAACAAAUGCAAUCUCAGCUGUGAUUGCUCAGAAUGUGGAUAAUUAAUUGGAUUCUCCUUGAAAGUACAUAGAGAAUUACCUCUAAAAGAAACAAGGUAUUGAAUCAUAUAUUUUUUCAGAAAUCAAAAGAAAAAAAAAAUCUUGAGGAGAUUUAAAGCUGUAGGAAAUGCCAUCAUUUUUAUUCUUAUGUACAAAAUGGAAGCUAUUAAAAAAAUGAAAAAGAAAAUGCAUCUCCUUAAAGCAGUUCGAAACCUAACUGUACGAAGACCUGCUCUUCCACAAUAAAUGCAAUUAUUACCAGUUUAAUAAUCAAUUAAAAUACCAUAAAGGUGAGUACAAUAAAUUAUACAUUCCUAGUCGUGAUGAAGAAUUCGAAGAAACAGUGUCUAUUCAUCCCUUCUAACCUUUCUAGAAGGGACCAAGAUAAAACAAGAUAUCUAUCUAUAUGCAAAGGAUGUUAAAGGAUGUAUAACCUAAAAAAGAAGUUAUAUUGAAGCCAUUAAAUAUUUUGAAUAAUGCUCUUGGCAAAGGAAACAAGAAGAGACACGUUAAAUGCAAUUCUGAAUCAUCUUUAACUCAGUUUAAUUGUUAAACUUAAUUCAAACCUUCUUGUGAAACUAAUAGAACAUACGCAACUAAUUUUUAUUAGAGUAACAAGAAAGAUAUUUUAAAAUUGAUAGACAUUAUGAAGGUGAAACACAGAGUAAUUAGAGUAAAAAAAUGA
This is a messenger RNA of Paramecium octaurelia, 862 nucleotides long. The record is from the annotation of a GenBank genome assembly. NCBI's taxonomy places the organism in Eukaryota, Ciliophora, Oligohymenophorea, Peniculida, Parameciidae.